AUGCGUGAAAAGCCGGACGAAAAAUGGCGCGAAGUGACUGUGGCUGACAUCAAGGCAUACAUUGGAUUUCAAAUCGUUAUGGGAGUGAUCAUAGCACCACGACUUGAUGACUAUUUUUCAACUGAUGAAAUGUUCGGAAUAUGUGGAAUCAAGCAUAGAAUUAAUCGUGAUAGAUUUGACAAAAUUAAUCAGUACUUUCAUGCCGCGGACACAUCGAUGAAUCCACACAGAGGAGACGCCGGUCAUGACAAAAUCGCGCACGUGCGUCCUGUGCUUGAAAAAGUACGAACUUCACUGUCGUCUGCGUACCGGCCACACAGGGAGUCGGCAAUUGACGAGGCAAUGGUUGCUUACACCGGAAGGCUUUCCAUCAAGCAGUAUGUCCCGAUGAAACCAACGAAGCGCGGGAUAAAAGUAUGGGUUCGGGCUGAUCCGCACAAUGGUUUUAUCAACGACUUUCAGGUGUACCUUGGAAAGGAAAACAACACAGGAGAGUAUGGUCUUGGCGAAAGAGUAGUGUUGGACCUAACUAGAGACAUUUUAAAUCGCGGGCAUCAUAUUUACAUGGACAACUUUUUCACGUCGGUGAAGUUAUUUGAGAAGUUAGAGGAGAACGACACAUAUACCUGUGGAACUGUUCGAGCUCAGAGACAAGGGGUACCACCGCAAAUACGGAAUGCUAAUAUAAAGAACCAAGGAGAGUCUGUGAUUAUGCAAAAACGAAAUAUGGUUGCCUUGACAUGGAAGGACAAGCGCCCUGUGAAUUUGCUGUCAACAAACACUGAUCCCCGACGGCAAACUACCGUUCUCCGACGUCAGAAAGAUGGUUCCCGUAUUGACGUGCCUUGUCCAGAAGUUGUGAAAAAUUACACAAAAUUCAUGAAUGGAGUAGAUCGCGCAGACCAGCUUAGGGCAUUAUACUCCUGUGGUAGAAAAGCAAGUAAAUGGUGGAAAUAUCUGUUUUGGUUUCUGGUGGAUAUUUCAAUUGUGUGUGGGUACAUUCUGAUGAAGGAAUCCCCUGAUCAUCAACGGAAGUCUCGAAACGGUAGACAAAAACAACUGUCUAUGGUUGACUAUCGCAAGUCGCUAGCAAAACAACUUAUUGGUAUCUACAUGGUCAGAAACAAACGAAAAGCUAUGAAAGAGAACACCUCAUAUGCCGACGGCUCGAAUUGCUGGGUAGCGGACAUGGGAAAGAAACGUCGGUGUGAACAUUGCAAGCCCCGUGGUAUCAGGCGCGAACCCCGAUUUGGAUGUGAAGCAUGCGGCGUGAACCUGUGUGUAGAGUGCUUCAAACCAUACCAUCUAGAACGAUUUCCGGACCGAUAUACUCGAUGA
Messenger RNA from Mercenaria mercenaria, 1338 nucleotides. RefSeq names its product piggyBac transposable element-derived protein 4-like. Bases 1 to 1338 code for a protein of 445 amino acids. NCBI's taxonomy places the organism in Eukaryota, Metazoa, Mollusca, Bivalvia, Venerida, Veneridae. The record is from RefSeq and is a predicted model, not a curated record. The transcript has a single exon.